Messenger RNA from Drosophila subobscura, 796 nucleotides. RefSeq names its product CD209 antigen-like protein E. Gene Ontology annotation, molecular function: signaling receptor activity. The record is from RefSeq and is a predicted model, not a curated record. NCBI's taxonomy places the organism in Eukaryota, Metazoa, Arthropoda, Insecta, Diptera, Drosophilidae. The transcript is spliced from 2 exons. The coding region runs from base 14 to 742 and encodes 242 amino acids.
UGAGGUAUUAGCCAUGCGGUGUUCCAUAAUUAUAUUUGUAUUAUUUGCGAUAACCUUUGGGAGAACUCGGUCCCAGCAUUGUGAUGUGGAUGAAUCUGAACAUAAGUGCGGAGGAUACUGUUACGCAGCUGUGAAACCGGCCCUGGAAUACCUCGCCAUCCUCCAAAAACGUGUGGCGUCCUACGAGGCCAAUCAGCCUGCUGACACUGCCUCGAAAAUUUUACUAAUAGAUGAAAAAUUGAAGACUUUGGAAGGACAGACGGCCAUCCAGGAGGAAUUAUUAAAUUCAAAAAUACAAAAAUUGGAGCAACAGCUUGCAUCAGUGCAGGAAACAAUAUCAAAACUGAAGCCUAAAGUUUUCGAGCCAUUCAAAAAAAUAGAUUCAAAGUACUAUUACAUAGAACAUGAAAAUAAGAAAACCUGGCACGGUGCUUUGAAGAAAUGCCUUGAGAUGGGGGCCCAAUUGGCAAGUGUGCAAAACGAGAAUGAGAUGAAGGCACUUCGCAGCAGGCUGAAGCCUCACCAGAAGUAUUGGAUUGAUCUGAACGAUCUAGACAAGGAAGGAGAAUUUAUUUCGGCCACUACUGGUGUCAAAGGAACAUUUUUCCACUGGUAUAAAGGCGAACCCAAUAAUUUUGCGAACUCUGAAGAUUGCGUCGAUCUUACUUUUGAGUAUGCAAUGAGCGACAGAUCUUGCGAUCAGACUCAUUACUUUAUCUGUGAGCUGUCGUCUGUGGAUUGAACCAGCGCACAACUAAAUAAAAAUAGUAGAACAUUUUCUUUGGGUGGGUAAAAA